CAGAGGCGGAGGGUCGGUAGUGACACUGCAGUAGGGAAGAGCCUGCAUACAUGCAGAACUACAAGCAGUGUCAGCAAAGGACAUGCGCAAAUUGAUGGCCCAAAACGGACCUCCUGAGUUCAGUGCUUGCUUGCACGCCCCUUACUGACGUGCGUUCUUUUCUGCAGACCGGAUCAGCGGUAGUUUGAUACGAAGCCACGGAACACAGCACACUGCGGAAAGCACUUGAACUACUACACUCCCGAAGUUCUGGAGUAGUUAUUUUUUUAUUACCGUUACGGAGCUUCGUAUAUUUAAACUUGCCAUUUGUAAGUGUAAAAAUUUGAAUGAUUAGGCUGCGGGAGUGUCAGAAAACGACAUUCCAUCAAGUAUCACGGGCAUUAGAUGCACACUGCCAUUUGAACUAACAGUUGCCAGCUUGUUGCAUGCGCCCGCACCGGCUUCCGCGGGACACAUUGCUGCACUUGAGCGAGGCCGCACACGUUUCUUUCAUUUGCAUUUUCUCCGUAUUCUCCUAUAACUAGGAAUGAGCUUUUUGAAAAACAUGCCUGCCGCUGAUUCCGUCGCAGUCCGUGGCGGGCCUCGUCCUGAAGCAACGUCCCAGACAGAUACCGUCCCGGCUGAUCACGGCGACAUUUCCUCAUCAUAUUCAGAUGCAUUUGUCUUCACAGAGGCCAAGGGUCCCAUCCCGACAAAGGUCCUGGAUUCAUCAAAUGAUUGCCUCACUUGUGAAGCCCGUUUUGGGGCGUCAAUGCGUCUCUGGGUCUGCAGCAAACCGUAUACGAGCUGGCCGCUCAUUGAGCUGGUCCGUCAAUACGAGAUCCUCGGGGUCCGCCUUCAGUACGAGCAACUUUGUCAGUCCUUGGUCAAGAACAUCAGACAGAGUAUGCCUGGCAUGGACAUAUGUGGAUGCGGGGAUCGAAGCAGAUGGUUUGCUCCUCGGGAGUCCUUCAACCGCUGGCUCAUGGAGCGGCGGUCCAUAGUGGCAUGCCACGCCGAUCCCCUUAUUCCAUCACCCAUACAACCGUCUUUGUCCUCACGCGAAGGUGACAUAGACGAAGAGAGUGAGUGUGUCUCAAUCACCCGAGAGAUCCUGGAUGACUUGCCAAUGAAAAUUCACAUCGGGGAUACUAGUUUGGAGACACGAGAAAAUGUCCUGCGAUUCACCCAAAUGCUUGCUUCGGAAAUGCGCGUGAACCAGCAAAUGGUUGCAGAACUUCCUCCCUCCGACGUUCAGCCCAUUAUGCAGUGGAUAAGAGAGCUGGAGGAUGGCGAAGGGGCUCGUCCCCUAAUUGCUUCGCAUACCGGACACAAUGAAAGGCGCCGACUUGAAAAUUCCGUCUCGAACGCUCUUCCGCAAGCCAACAUGGUGAACAAUGGCGCCACAGAGGCUCCAACAGAGAAACAAGACGAGGAUACACUAGUGGAGAUUUCUCAGAGCUCCAUAAAGGAAGUUGUGUACAACACCAUUCGACUGGCAAGGCCGGUCGUGGAGUGUCUGUAUGCCGAGAAAGUGUCUCGUGUUGUGCGUCAACUCCAAGAAAUUUCUCGGGAUGCCGCCAGUCGAGUGCAAGAGUUCUGCAAGUCUUGCAACUCUUCGAAAAACGCUGGCGUGGCCGAAACUCUGGAUGUAUCCGCGACUCGCGAGACAGUCGCUCGGCAUUUCAAGCGACGGUGUGUGCGACCAAGAGGCGGCGAAGUGCAGUUUGGGUGCAUCAGAUGGAUGAGCGGGAGAAACAACGAGUUUUUCGAGUUCACAGGCGAUCUGAGUGCUCGUUUUAAAGAUGGCAGCCCUUUUUCUCCUAGUGGACAGCAAAGUUUGACAAGAAAGUAUGCAAUCAAGGGGUACAAACUCGCUCAGUUGUGGAGACGGUUUGUUAUGAAGUCUGGACAGAAGGAUAUGUGUGAUGGAACGGAUGUCGAAGUGCUCUGCAAAAAGGCCCUGGAUCCGGGGUGCGUUUGUGAAGGGCGGGGCUGGCGAGGAGGCGACUGGACCUGUGAGUGUGUGCGAGAUCUGAUUGACAGGAUUCGAAGUGUGAAGUCGAUCGGGUCGCUUUUUGCGUCAGCAGUCUUUGCUCUUUUGUGUAGAUACCAUUCCAUUUGCGGAUGCCAGAAUCAAGGCAAGGGGCUGCAGUACGCGGUUCCUCCAAAUGUCCUCGACGUCCUCCGCGAUGACCUGAAAGUAAACUGCGAGCUUUUCGCCUCGCCCUUCAAUGUGCAUUUCGACAAUUACUGUUCAAUUUUCCCUGAUGUGGAUGUGAUGUUUGGUAGCCGAGGAUCUUUCUUUGACCCUUCUUUUCAGCUUUUGGAGGGUUCGUUCGAGGCGAAUCCGCCGUUCGACGAGGUUCUCAUGGCACGCAUGGUUCAGCGGUUGCUUUCGUGGCUAAAAAAAAGUGAGGAAAGGCAGAGAGAGUCGCUACCUCUGUCUUUCUGUUUGUCUUUGCCAGACUGGUCGAACGGGCCCUCGGAAUUCAUGUACCUUCUGAAAAAGUCGGAAUAUCUGCGGUACUCUGAAGUAAUCCCCGAAGGAAAGCACGUGUAUCUGAAUGGGUUUCAGCACUUUUGUCACACAUGUGAUCUAGAGGUCCCGGCUGUGUGCGGUACGUUUUUCGCUGUUCUUCAAAAUGAGGCCGGAACAAAAGCGUGGCCAGUUACUGACACCUUCAUAAAUCGUCUCAAGGAGGCUUGGAGUUAAUACGACACAUCUUGAAAUACUGGUAUGUCACUCUAGGGGGGUGUGUCCAGAAAGGCGGGAGGCCGGACGCAUUAAUCCCAGUCACGCAGCCUAUUGUGAAAGCAUACGUGAUUGUUGUUCCACUUCGAACUCUUUUUCGGUAAUUCAACAACAGUGCUGCGGUCAAAGUGCCCUUGCCUUCUACUGACCAACUUCAGCGCGGUGAAGUGAUUUCCUUUAGCACGGAAGGGAGCGUCUCACCCGUGCAGCCACACCGGCACGUGCGAAUCACGUGGUGUGCCCGU
Molecule: messenger RNA, 2979 nt
Organism: Toxoplasma gondii ME49
Lineage: Eukaryota; Apicomplexa; Conoidasida; Eucoccidiorida; Sarcocystidae
Exons: 1
Coding region: 527-2695 (722 amino acids)
Molecular function (GO): mRNA (2'-O-methyladenosine-N6-)-methyltransferase activity; RNA polymerase II C-terminal domain binding
Source: RefSeq, a predicted model, not a curated record